Messenger RNA from Paramecium octaurelia, 1079 nucleotides. Lineage: Eukaryota; Ciliophora; Oligohymenophorea; Peniculida; Parameciidae. The record is from the annotation of a GenBank genome assembly.
AUGCAGAACACAAAACUAUCUGAAUCAAUCGCUUAACUUGAUUGCAUUAAAAAGAAAAUUCACAAAAUUAAGUCUUAAAAUGAAAAAUGGCAAAAUAACAUUAAAUUAUGUCCAUAUCCCCCUGGAAUGCAAAUAAUGGCUCAAAACCUAUAUCCCAUCAAGGUGAGCAUCCCCAUAGCUUCACUGAACCUUAAGGAGACCAUUUUAGAAGAAUAAAUUUUGUGGGACUUUGAAGAUGAUUAUUCAGAUGAUUAAUUAUUUAGAAAUCUCUUCGCCAUCAUAAUAGAUUUAUUAGAAGAAAAGUACCCGAAAAAAGUAACAAAGCUAACUGCAAUUGAAGCACACAGUAAUUUAGUUAGUUAAUCAUAAAUUAGAGAUUAUUGAAGAUUGCUAAUUUUAAGUAAAAUAAGCCAUAGAUGAUCAUAAAAAAUAUAAACACAUUUAAGACAUUUUGGCAUUUGAGUCAUUCAUCGAUAAAAAUGAUUCCAUGAUUAAUUUACAAAUAAAUACGUCAAAAGUAAAAGAGAUCAUAUAAUGGGAUUUAGAGAAUGCAUUUAAUUAGUAUUGACAAUCAAAUAAUUUAUUAGCAUUGAUGAAUUCGUUCAAGGCUAUUGUUACGAAAAUAAAUUGGACAAAGAAAACUUUGUGUUAAUAGGAAAUUAAAUUAGAGAAUAAAUAUAAAAGGCAUAUGAAAAGAGAUUUCGAAUUGCAUAAAAAUUACUUUUAGAUGAUUAAACAGGUAAUAAACUAUAAAAUUAUCAUAAGAAUUCAAAUAGAAGUUGAUCUCAUAUUUGGACUAUCCAUCUUUUGAACCUUAUUAACCAAUUAGGGAUCUUCCAUAAAAUAAUGAUAUAAAUAUGUUUUUCAAAAAGAAUAUUGAAUUUUUGCCACCUGAACUAUAAAUACUCUACGGAUAAAAACCACAUAUAAAAUAAAUGUAAAAUUUCAUCUAAAAUAGACUGGAAUUAGGAGUAGAUUAAGAUGAUACAAAAAAGUUCGAAAAAGAACUUAAUUAAAAAUCUAAAUAUCUUGAUCAAACUAUUUUAUCCGAUAUCAUUAACAAGACUAAAUAAAAUUGA